CGGGCUGAUGUCACGCGGGCUGGAGUGAAGGCACGGACGAAAGAGACGCCGCUCUUUAGCGUUGUUGUCUGCGUUCCUCCUUCCUUUUUACUAUCGCCCCAAAUGUUAAUUAUUUCCCCGCCCGCGUCGUCCUCGUUGCACAUGCGCUCCUGCUGCUCGCCCUCCCUUUCGGAGACUCGGGAGCCUUGGCCAGGGUGGGAGGCGCGCGGGUGCGCGCGCCGUCAAGCGAGGCUCAACAGUUCGUCUGUUGAAGGAGGCGGCGGUUUGGAACGCGCGCGCACGCGACCGAGCGAGGGCCUGCUGUUGCUGUUGCCGUUGCUGUGUGCGAGGGACAGAGGCGGCGCCUGGGGAACCGUCUCGGGCGGUAUACACAGUAUCAGCAUCGUCCCGCCUUGGGGGAAACUGAGACACAGGCCCAUUCAACGGGAAGCUGAAGAGGGGGACAAAAAAGAAGGGAAGGGCACGGGGUGGGGGUUGGAGUGUAGCGGCUUUCUAUUCCAGCCUCUUAUUGCAUCUCUGCCCUGCGGCUCAUUCGACCCUUGGACUACUGAUCGUUAAACACUUGGUUUUUCUUCUUUUUUUUUAGCAGAGGGGCUUGUUCUUGUCCCCAACGCUAUCGCUUUCUUCUCCCCCCCCCUUUUUUUGUAUUGAAGUAUUUUGGGGAAACAAAGGAAAAUUGCCCUCUCAGAGUUGUUACUCCCGUGUCCUGCACCUCAAACCCUUCAAGAUGGGCUGCACCCUGAGCGCAGAGGACAAGGCGGCGGUGGAACGGAGUAAGAUGAUCGACAGAAACCUGAGGGAGGAUGGCGAGAAAGCGGCCAGAGAAGUAAAGCUGCUGCUCUUGGGAGCUGGUGAAUCAGGAAAAAGCACAAUUGUCAAACAAAUGAAGAUUAUUCAUGAAGCUGGUUAUUCAGAAGAAGAAUGUAAACAGUACAAAGCUGUUGUCUACAGUAAUACAAUUCAAUCCAUUAUUGCUAUCAUUAGAGCAAUGGGGAGAUUGAAGAUAGAUUUUGGGGAUUCUACCAGAGCUGAUGAUGCUCGUCAACUCUUUGUUUUAGCUGGAGCAGCAGAGGAAGGAUUUAUGACAGCAGAACUUGCUGGUGUUAUCAAGAGACUGUGGAAAGACAGUGGUGUUCAAGCUUGUUUCAACAGAUCAAGAGAGUAUCAGCUUAAUGAUUCAGCAGCAUACUACUUGAAUGACUUGGACAGGAUAGCCCAGACUAGCUAUAUCCCAACACAGCAGGAUGUCCUCAGGACUAGAGUGAAAACUACAGGAAUAGUGGAAACUCAUUUUACUUUCAAAGAUCUCCAUUUUAAGAUGUUUGAUGUUGGGGGUCAAAGAUCGGAACGGAAAAAAUGGAUUCACUGCUUUGAGGGAGUUACAGCCAUAAUUUUUUGUGUCGCACUCAGUGAUUAUGAUUUAGUUCUUGCUGAAGAUGAGGAAAUGAAUAGGAUGCACGAAAGCAUGAAAUUAUUUGACAGCAUCUGCAACAAUAAAUGGUUUACAGACACCUCUAUUAUCCUCUUUUUAAAUAAGAAGGAUCUCUUUGAAGAAAAAAUCAAAAGGAGCCCCCUCACUAUUUGCUACCCAGAAUAUCCAGGGUCAAAUACUUAUGAAGAGGCAGCUGCAUAUAUCCAGUGUCAAUUUGAGGACCUGAACAAGAGAAAAGACACAAAGGAAAUUUAUACUCACUUCACAUGUGCCACAGAUACUAAGAAUGUGCAGUUUGUCUUUGAUGCUGUGACUGAUGUUAUCAUAAAGAAUAACCUGAAAGACUGUGGCUUGUUCUAAACAGUUACAUCAGAUUGUACUUUUUUUUUACAUUAACCAAAUAAAUUGCAACCUUUUUAAAGAGCAUCAGUAUGUUUAUGAAUUAUGUCAGACUAGGUCAUAUUCAGACUAGACACAUGGAAAUCAAUGGACUUAAAUUCAUUGGUUUCAGUGGGCCUUCUCUGAGUAGAACUAACAUUCGCUAUCACUCUGUGUUUUUUUUUAAUGUAAUCUGACUUCUGGUCUUGGUUAGGUUGCAUCAUAAAAUUCAAAUUUACUGGUUUAUGUGGUAAUAGAUGAAAAAGCAAUGACCAGACCAAUAUAGUACUUGCUUCUUUAAACAGUUUUAUUUAUGUUUGUUGUAUAGAUUUAAAUAAUGUUGGGCAAUGGUCAACAUAAUGAUUGUCUGUUUACUUGUCACUAUAUGUUGUUUAUAUGAACAUUGAACAAAUAUUUUAAUAACUUGAUGCAUCCUGUAGCAUUUUCAUGUUUUAAGAGCUGCUUUUUCUGUAGGACAAAAAUAUUUUGUCUUUUAGUUUUUACCUUUUACGUUUAGAUCCUUUUAUUUAAACAGAUCCUUUUUUAAAAAAAAUCUUAAUUUUCCAUAUAAUGCAUGUGGCAUAGUUUUUCUUAGAUUUUAUUUAUAGAUCUGUAAUUAGUAUAGCAGGCUUUUUAUUGGAUAGAGGAUCCUUUACAUAUACUCAGGAUUAAAUGGGAAAUGCCCCAAUAAUUUUCCCUGAGCUCAUUUCUCCCAAACUUUAAGAGAACCUUUUUUGAACAUUCCAAAUUUACAGCAAACAAACCAUUCUCCAAUAUUGUAUUCAUCUUAUGUUAGAUAUUUGAACAGGAGCUGGAGAACUCUUGCUGUGAUUCAGCAUGCAGAACCAAGAUCCUCAGAAAGUGCAUGCCCUAUACAUUCUAGAUUUCCAUUUGUCAAAGCUAAUGGCAUAACACUGAGAGUCUCUCCCUUGAUACUAGGCUAUUUUGUAGCUAUUGGGUAUUUGUUUUGUUCUUUUUAGCUUGUGAGCAUCUAUGAUGAGACAUGCUAAAAGAAAAGGUCUUUGAAUUAAAGUCAAGGGAUAGAAAUGGACAGAACAAAUUCUUGCAGUCUUACCUCUGUAGAUUUUCGUUGCCUUUUCUCAGGGGAAUGACCUUCUGCUUUUAACUUGUGUUCCAUUCAAGUUUAAUGCUAACAUUUUAAACAUGAAGAAUUGUUCACUCAGAGCAGUGGGCACACUAUCCAUUGUUAUUUAAAUACAUAUGCAAAUAGGUUUUAUGGCACCCUUUCAGAACAAAUAUUGUCCAAGGAGUAUCAACUGUCAGAGUAACUUAAAUGUUAUUAGUAACACAGUUACUAGGAUCCAAAGAGGCCCAUACAUGGGUGCAAAGCACAUCCAUCCACACAUGCGGACAAGAUAUGGCAGAUAUUUUUCCCCAAUUUUGGCAACAGGUUCCUUAUUUGCAGGUGCUGUUUUGGAGAGCCUCUGAUCUUCAGAGUUACUUUUGUGGGGCACAGAGUGCUGCUGCUAGAAGGGAGAAGCUGAAAAGUCCCCAUAUACAUGUGGGUCACUGCACAUGGAGCUUUGGAUUCUGGCUGUGUAGAUUCCAUUGACGUUUUCUCAUCACUUAGCUUACCAUUCCCAAUCUUGAAGAGACAAACCACUUACUAAACAGUGGGUUGCCUCUUCAACAAUGGGAGCUGCUGCAGGCAAAAUGCCUCAAAAAGAGUUUCAACUUAUGCCCUAUUGAUACGUAAAAAGUUACUUUCAAUUGCAGCUGUGUUUUGCAUUGCCUUAUGCCAUAAGGCUUGUGGUAAUGCCAAUAAAGAUUUUUAAAUACAUAUGAACAUGAAAUAAGGGACUUUGUAAAUACAUUUUCACUUGGCUUUCUUUAUCAUUCUCUCACCUAAAAUAUUAAUGUAACCAAGUUCCAAAUACUGCUUUCUUUUGGUAUGUUGGUGAACUUCCUACAGAAAAUGUUUUAUUUUCUCUCUACUCCCCUUCCCUUUUCUAAAGCAAACUUAACUCCUCUGAACCUGUUUGGUAUUAUAUUUGGAAGUGUCAGGUCCAAGCAUAACAACAUCUCUACUGUUUUUCAAUCUCUGUCUAAAUUGUCACAGUGCUAUUGCCAUCCAUAUCCUAUGAAUCUGGGAAAUAUUUAAAUUAUCAGUAUUAAUCCUAUUUGCAUCCUGCCCUUCCUCUAAGAAACUCAGAGCAGUGUGCAUGUGCUUGAAAGCACAAGUUUACUAAAGUUAAAAAUGCCAGUUAUCAUUAUUACUGGAAAUUGGUGGAACAAGUCUAAAUAGACUUAAAGUAUUAGCACCAAAACAUGGUUUAUGACUCUGACAGUUGUGUAUUAUAGUGCUUUUCAUUUAAUUCUGUCACUGAAGUAUUUGGUAGUAAAUGUAUCUAUAUCCUUAAGAUUAGAUUUUGUAUAUUACUGCAGUUUUUUUAAAGCAAGAAAAUUAAACUACAAGAAUAUUUCAAUCUAAGUUAUUUGUGCCUUGUCUGAAAGAAAUAUUUUUUCAUUGAACACAACUGGUGAAAAGCCUUCUGUAAGCAUAAGUGAAGUGCAAACAAAAUAAAAGUUUG
Messenger RNA from Rhineura floridana, 4362 nucleotides. RefSeq names its product G protein subunit alpha i1 (gene GNAI1). Gene Ontology annotation, biological process: adenylate cyclase-modulating G protein-coupled receptor signaling pathway. Gene Ontology annotation, molecular function: GTPase activity; G protein-coupled serotonin receptor binding; G-protein beta/gamma-subunit complex binding. NCBI's taxonomy places the organism in Eukaryota, Metazoa, Chordata, Lepidosauria, Squamata, Rhineuridae. The record is from RefSeq and is a predicted model, not a curated record. Bases 728 to 1792 code for a protein of 354 amino acids. Gene Ontology annotation, cellular component: heterotrimeric G-protein complex. The transcript is spliced from 8 exons.